AUGACCAAUGCCAUCAUCAGGGAGCUGGUUCAGCAAGGACACGAGGUUACAUUCAUCACCCCGUUCUCCAUGGCCAAGGAAAAUCUUGGGUCGAACUACACCGAAAUAGUGAUCCCAAAAUACGAUUUCUGGCCAGAAAUUCAGGAAUUGACCAACGUAAAUACACCUCUGGAAAUGACAGAUUUGUCUACUUUCACAUUCCUCCGGGUUUCCAAUGUGAUGGGCAUCCACAGCACGGAUUUUGCAUUCGAGCAACCGGAAAUUCAGGCCUUUAUCAAUCAAAAGGAUAAGGUCGGCAGGUACGAUCUGUUGCUGGCGGAGCAGUUUUUCAACGAGGGAGCCCUCAUCCUAGGACACCUCUACCAAAUCCCCAUCAUAACAGUUUCGACUUUUGGUAAUGCCAACUACCUCAGCCAGCUUUUCGGAAUAGUCUCCCCGUGGUCGUAUGUCCCACAUGUCUAUAUGGAGUAUACAGAUCGAAUGUCGCUGUGGGAGCGGAUUGGAAAUGUAGCAAUCAGUGGCGCCGAGGAUCUCACCAGGGAGUUCUCCUACUAUCCCGGGCAGGAUGCCGUCUUAAAGAAACACUUCUCCAAACUGCUGGAUAGAGUUCCGACUAUAAAGGAACUGGAGCGGAAUAUCUCAGCAAUUCUGUUGAACACCUACAUGCCUUUGGGUUCAGUAAGACCCAUGACUUAUAAUAUGAUACCCGUUGGCGGACUGCAUAUUCAGCCACCUAAGUCGUUGCCGGACCAUCUCCAAAAUUUCUUGGAUGAAGCCACCCAUGGAGCUAUUUAUUUCAGCUUAGGCUCAAAACUACGCAGUGCCGAUCUCCCGCCCGAAAAACUGAAAAUAUUCCUGGAUGUCUUUCGUAGUCUGAGGCAGCGAAUUCUCUGGAAGUUCGAGAACGAAUCUCUUCGCAAUCUGCCGGCCAAUGUAAAAGUGCAGAGUUGGAUGCCUCAGGCCGACAUCUUGGCACAUCCCAAUGUCAACGUUUUCAUUUCCCACGGUGGACUCUUUGGUACCCAGGAAGCGGUAUACAAUGGAGUACCAAUACUAGGAAUGCCCAUCUACUUCGAUCAGCAGAAGAACAUCAAUGAAGGAAAAAAAGCGGGAUAUGCAUUGGGCCUGGAUUACCGAACAGUCACGGUGGAAGAGUUGCGAGGUCUGCUUCUAGAGUUAAUUGAGAACCCUAAGUACAGGAAUAACAUAAAGCGUGCUUCACGGGUAUUCCGCGAUCGACCUCUUGGUGCCAUGGAUACGGCGAUGUACUGGAUUAACUAUGUGAUCGAGCACCGAGGAGCUCCUCACCUGGUGGCAGCGGGCGUGGAGCUGCCCUGGUACCAGUUUUAUCUCCUGGACAUUGUGGCCCUUGCUCUGGCUGCCAUCCUCCUGCCUAUUGUUGCUUUAUUCCUCCUCUGCCGCUGCAGCUCCUCCAAAGGAAAGGACUCUCCGAGGAAGACAAAGAUAAAUUAG
Molecule: messenger RNA, 1473 nt
Organism: Drosophila suzukii
Lineage: Eukaryota; Metazoa; Arthropoda; Insecta; Diptera; Drosophilidae
Source: RefSeq, a predicted model, not a curated record